UUUCUGUGCUGAACCAAGAUCCAAGCAUCGACUUUCAUGGCGACUCGGCUGCUACGAAGGCGAAUCUUCACCAUCUUUAGCCAAAAACAAUCUCGCAUACCUCUCCUCAAGGGAUCCUCAUUGCAUCAUCUUCCCUCAACAACCGUUCUGCUGAACGAUGGCACACAUUCACAGGUGAUGUUGGAUAGAAGAAGAAGAAUCCACACAGAGACAGAGCUUACCAUUAGAGCAAACGAAGAUGAGGAAACCCACGAACCCCGUUCAGACAAUUGUGAUACUGAUAGUUCUUCUGUGAAGUACACAGCCUUAUCUAACCUGAAAGCAUCGAAGCGACACGACCUAGCCAUGAUAUUUACCUGCAAGGUCUGUGAAACCAGGUCAGUAAAGACGGUUUGUCGAGAAUCAUAUGAGAAGGGUGUGGUGCUGGCGCGUUGCGGUGGGUGUAACAAUCUACACCUGAUUGCAGACCGGCUUGGGUGGUUCGGAGAACCAGGAAGCAUUGAGGACCUGUUGGCUGCUCGUGGGGAAGAAGUGAAGAAAGGCUCUAUUGAUACUCUUAAUCUAACUCUUGAAGAUUUGGCUGGAACCAGUUCUACUGGGUAGAUUAUGAGAUUCUAUCUGCAACAACAUUGUAAUUGUUUGUUGUUGAUU
This is a messenger RNA of Telopea speciosissima, 651 nucleotides long. Its product is annotated as DNL-type zinc finger protein. Gene Ontology annotation, molecular function: zinc ion binding; protein-folding chaperone binding. NCBI's taxonomy places the organism in Eukaryota, Viridiplantae, Streptophyta, Magnoliopsida, Proteales, Proteaceae. Gene Ontology annotation, cellular component: mitochondrion. The transcript has 2 exons. The record is from RefSeq and is a predicted model, not a curated record. Gene Ontology annotation, biological process: protein folding; protein import into mitochondrial matrix; protein stabilization. The coding region runs from base 37 to 603 and encodes 188 amino acids.